CUCUCCUGCUCUCUAGAGCUGGGAGCAAGCAAGGGGGCGGGCCUUCCGGGCGCGCGCGCGCGAGCGAGGUCAGGGGCAGGAAUCUUGUUCCUUGCCUCCGAGGAAAUGGCUUCGCUUUCAGAGUAUGCACUGCGCAUGUCUCGUCUGAGUGCCCGGAUCUUUGGUGAAGUGGCCAGGCCUACUGAUUCAAAGUCCAUGAAAGUGGUGAACCUGUUCAGCGAGCAGCCCUUGGCCAAGAAGAAAGAGACUUACGACUGGUAUCCAAAUCACAACACGUAUUUUGCGCUCAUGGGCACCCUCCGUUUCCUUGGCCUUUACAGAGAUGAGCAUCAGGACUUUAAGGAUGAGCAAAGACGUCUCAAGAACCUCCGUGGAAAGGGGAAACCGAGGAAAGGGGAAGGGAAAAGAGCUGCAAAAAAGAAAUAGCAGCAGCUCGUCAAGAAAGAAAAUGCCCUCCUCAGUGACUGAGAAGUGUAUCUCAUUGUCUUUUCACAUAUUAAAGGAACACGACUCCCUCAGCAGACACCAACCCUGUGUUCACGCUCACUUCAGCUAAACUGUGACUGCUUUCUUGAAGAUAUUCUAAUCCUUCAAAACUAUAAUGACCUUGAUUUUGUAAUCUGAAGCAUACCUAACUCCGUAAUGGAAUGAAUAAACUAUCGCUGAGUGAUCUGUUUAACAUUGGAAUGGCUGUUGGGAUUGGAUUGGGGGACCUUCCUAAGUGAAUGUCCUGGGCUUGCUUUACUCCUCCUUUGCUUCUCCACCCAACCCUAACUUUUCCACUCUCUGACCAGUGAGCCUUUUCUUUACCAUCAAGCUUGCUCUUUAGAAGGCGCCUAACUGGGAUUAAAAGCUUUCUGGAACAGGGAGUAUUGAAUGCCUUGUGUAUACAAGGCAUUAGAGCUUAGUAAUAGAGUGGUUAAAAAAAAA
Arvicanthis niloticus (Nile rat) is the source of this 930-nucleotide messenger RNA. It is a transcript of the gene Mrps33, whose product is annotated as mitochondrial ribosomal protein S33. NCBI's taxonomy places the organism in Eukaryota, Metazoa, Chordata, Mammalia, Rodentia, Muridae. Gene Ontology annotation, cellular component: mitochondrion. The record is from RefSeq and is a predicted model, not a curated record.